Clarias gariepinus (North African catfish) is the source of this 4979-nucleotide messenger RNA. RefSeq names its product FAM20C golgi associated secretory pathway kinase a (gene fam20ca). Gene Ontology annotation, biological process: protein phosphorylation. The transcript has 10 exons. Gene Ontology annotation, molecular function: protein serine/threonine kinase activity. Gene Ontology annotation, cellular component: Golgi apparatus. NCBI's taxonomy places the organism in Eukaryota, Metazoa, Chordata, Actinopteri, Siluriformes, Clariidae. The record is from RefSeq and is a predicted model, not a curated record. Bases 543 to 2276 code for a protein of 577 amino acids.
GACACACGGCCGACACUUCAUUCAUUUUCCCAUCCGAACUGUUCGUUUCAUUGCUUCUUAUGCGAGUUGUCUUGUGCAUUUUUUUACACUGCACGGACUUGAUUCAAUACAUUUUUUUGAAUCUAUUGGUGAUAAAAAGGAUUCAUCUGUGCGUUAACGUUCAGUAAGGAAACGGACUGCACACGAUCUCUAAAACGAUUUCUUAUUGAGCUUUGCUUUUUUUUCCAAUGGGAUGGAGUGCUGCUUCGGAUUUACAGUAUAGCUCGCCACCUUUAAAAACAUUUUGACUGUAGGUGCACAGGAAGAUGAUGCGCGCGAUAUAACGCUGAUCGAUCGAAAAGCAUGCUUAUGUAUAUUAUCAUGGACCUGGAUACAAAAGAUGAAUCAUAGCUAAAAAAAAAAAAAAUCAGACACCGCGGAUUAUACUUUGAGAUGAAAGCAGAUGCAUAUCCAAGAAGCACCGUGAGGUGUGUUUCCGUUUCAGCAUCCUUAAAACGCCGGUAAUGUGGCACUUGGAUUGAUCAAACUAGCCGCCUUUUUGAAUGAUCAAAAUGAUCCUUUUCCGCAAAUUUCGCGUGUUGCUUCUCAUGGUCUUUCUCGUAGCGUGCACCAUGCACAUCAUGAUAGACUUGCUGCCCAAACUGGAAAAGAGAGCAGCGGGAGCGGACCCCGCAAACUCGGGUUGUUCUUGUGCGCACGAGCCGAGCGAGGCGCCCCGCGGCCGGGGCAAACAGCAGCAGCAGCAGCCCCAACAGCAGCGCGCGAGGUCCGGCGCACCGGUGGAAGCGAGCUGGCCCAGCAAGCACACACUCAGAAUCCUGCAAGAUUUCAGCCAAGAGCCCAGCUCGAACCUUAGCUCACAGUCUCUGGAGAAGGCGGCGGCCACCGGAGACAAGACGGAUCCGAUUCGAGGAGCGCAGCAGCGCGGGACGGAUUCAGACAGCCCGAGGAGGCUGAUGAAGGAGGCGGCAAGUGGAGGCAGGCAGACUAACAGGGGCGCCUCCAGACUCGCAUCUCUCUACCAACACCCGCUUUAUAAAAGCGAGCUGCCGCUGCUCACCGACGACGACACGCUGUUCAGCGUCAACACGGACAUACGAUUUUAUUCCAAAGCCACCGGAAACCAAGAAUGGCACCAUGAGGGUAAUGAAGAGGAGUACAACCCAACCGGGGAAGCCACUGCUGAAUCAUACCCUAACUGGCUUCGCUUUCACAUUGGGAUUAACCGCUAUGAGCUUUACUCCAGACACAACCCUGUAGUGGAGGCUUUGCUCAAAGACCUUCAGGCCCAGAAGAUAACAAGCGUAGCUAUGAAGUCUGGUGGCACUCAACUGAAACUCAUCAUGACAUUUCAGAAUUAUGGCCAAGCUCUCUUCAAGCCGAUGAAGCAAACCAGAGAGCAAGAGACCCCACCAGACUUUUUCUACUUCUCUGACUUUGAGAGGCACAAUGCCGAGAUUGCAGCAUUUCAUCUCGACAGAAUUCUAGAUUUCAGACGAGUUCCUCCGGUGGCUGGUAGACUGGUAAAUAUGACUCGGGAGAUUCGAGAUGUGACCCGGGACAAGAAGCUCUGGCGGACAUUCUUUAUCUCUCCAGCCAACAACAUUUGUUUCUACGGUGAAUGCUCUUACUAUUGCUCCACUGAACAUGCCCUAUGUGGCAAACCUGAUCAGAUUGAGGGCUCACUGGCCGCCUUUCUGCCUGAUCUGGCCCUCGCCAAGCGCAAGACCUGGAGGAACCCCUGGCGUCGCUCAUACCAUAAGCGGAAGAAAGCUGAGUGGGAAGUGGAUCCAGAUUACUGUGAUGAAGUAAAGCAGACUCCACCCUAUGACCAUGGCACCCGUCUGCUGGAUAUCAUGGACAUGACCAUCUUUGACUUUCUAAUGGGCAACAUGGAUCGUCACCAUUAUGAAACUUUUGAGAAGUUUGGCAACGAGACAUUCAUCAUCCAUCUGGACAACGGCAGAGGAUUUGGAAAACACUCACAUGAUGAAAUGUCAAUCUUGGUGCCCUUGAGUCAAUGCUGCAGGGUGAGGAGGUCCACCUACCUGCGCCUGCAGCUGCUGGCUAAGGAGGAGUACCAGCUGAGCUCACUGAUGGAGGAGUCUCUUUUGCGUGACCGCCUUUCUCCCAUACUCAUUAGGCCGCACCUGCAGGCCCUGGACCGGCGCCUGCGCCUGGCUCUAAAUGUGCUGGUCGAGUGCGUGGAGAAGGAGGGCUACAGCACUGUAGUUGAGGACGAUAUGGAGCAUUUUCAGACCUCUUGGGCGAGGUAGUGGAACCUGGACCUAUAACACCAUGAGGCUCGGGCACAUCGUGCUUGAGACACGUUUGAAUUCAGUGAAUUCAAAGAGACUCACCACUAAUGCCUCUCAAAUGACACUCUGCAUAUGGAUAUGUCUGGUACGUCUACAGACCUACAUAGUCUUUAAGACUUUAGACCAGAGGCAUUACGGAAAGAGGUCCAUUUUCUUUUCUUUUGAUGUUACCCACAAGCACAGGGGAUUGUAUAUCAUGUUUAUUUGAUUUGUUUCUUUUUACUUUUAAAGUCCAAGGCUUGCAUUUUAGCCAUGGUGAAAGCUGCAGCACAUGUUGUUAUACUUUGUUAUUUACUCUGUUAUACUCUGUUUCUUAUUAAGUGAUUGGUUGUGCAAAAUAAAUCAUUCAUUUUGCACAUUUGUAUUAUUUUAGUAUACUGUAUUAAUGAGAUGGUAGAUGUACAAAGAUGUUUAGUAGAAGCACAGAGAAACCUUCGCCCGAUAAUGCAGUGAUCACCUGUUUUGUUGUAGUAUAAAAGCCUGUUCCUUGAUCCUGCUAAUCUAACAGACUGGUUCUCUGGAGAAGACAUGUUGAAUAAGGUUUCAGGCAGAAUUCCAUUUAAAGAACAAAGCAGAUGAUCACUGCAUUAGCCAAUAUGAUGCAGGAACGGGAGCUUAACUUUAUUUACUACAGUUAGCAUUGGACUUAUAGAUAUAUUUAUGGUUGCCAAUUUAUUUUCUUUGUAGCCAACUGCGCUCUGCGUGUGAUAUAUUUUGCCUAAAGAUACAUUUUAAGCUUUAAGAGUAGUACUGCAGCGCAGUGCUGCUCCUGAUGAGGACUUGUAAACAACGCCUGUCCUAUCUUUGUGUGAUAAGUUUUGUUUUUUUCUAUUUGCUUUCAAAAGCUUACAUAGACGCAUCAAGUUGAAAUUCUGUGCAAUCCAGUGUUAAGUAUUUUUUUCCCCUCCAUGUUGUGAACUCUGCAAUUCCUCUCUCAUUAGAGCUAUUCAGCGCAGGAGUAAGCAUGACAUUUAGGGUUAUACAAAAAUGCACUCUUGGUAGGAACUUGGUUGAAGAGUGCAGGAUGACUGUAAUUGGUGUUUUUUGUUUUGGCACUGCCUCCCGUCAGCGACACCAUGCUGAAUGCACCUGUUUCCCCGGCAUGGGGAGCAUUUGCUGCUCUCAGAUGUCAUGCUGCCAUGGUUUGUUAAUUCUGUGUCCUUUUCUGUGCCAUAGAUGGGCAAGCUGAUCCUUUCUAACUGACUGCACUCUUGGUUCUUUUUGCAAUACAUCAAUUAGUGUGAGGAAUACACAGCUCUGCAUCAGUGUGUGUACUGUAUAUAAAGCGUUUGCCGUUUUGUAUAAAGAAGCAAAUUAUCUGUAUCUCUAGAUUUGUUACUAGACAUUUUUUAACAUAUUAUGUCACUGUCUUCACAAAUAUUUUAGGCUUUCUCUUUUCUUUCAGAUUCGGCAUAACAAAUUUAAGCAGUCUUAACCACUAGUUGUGAAUUGUUUCCCAAACUAAAACCUGAAGCCAAGAGAGUGCUCUUAUCAUUCCUCAUACUGACAGGGAAAAAAACAAGAUUUGUUCCAUUUAAUGUUCUAUUUCAAGACACUAUGGGCCAUAUUCAGAGUUAAGCGUUAAUGAUGAUUAAUAUUUGCAAUAAAGCCAAAACAUUGCCAAAACAAAAUCAAUCUUUUAAUAAUUUAAACAACUAUUAAUCAAGAACUGGUAAAAGCUCAUAAAAUGAAUUUCAUGACCUUGAUUUAACACCUUCAUGCAAAAAAAUAAAUAUAUAAAUAAAUGAAAAACUUGGAAAUGUGCUGGAUCAAAUGCUGUUUUGUAAGCUUUGUUUUGUUAAAUUAAACUAGAUUUGCAGUAUUUUUUUUUUAUAAUUUUUAUUUAAAUUAUGCCUGUUCAUGCAGAAUUAUACUAGACCCCUAUAAGAUGUUAGAAUGCUUGCAAGUUUAACAUAUAUUAUCACAUUAGUAAUUUAUAUUUUUUGUUGUUAAAUUAUGUUACAAGCAGAAUGGUGGCGUAGUGGUUAGCAUUGUGGCCUUGCACCUCCAAGGAUGAGGGAUUGAAUCUUCCCUUGGGUCAGUAUGCGUAAAGCUGGCAUGUUCUCCCUUGAGCUGGGUUUCCUCCAGGAGCUCCGGUUUCCUCCCACAUUCCAAAGAUAUACAGUGUAGGCUAAUUGGUGUUCCCAAAUUGCCUGUAGUAAGUGAGUGUGUGCCUGCUUUUGUCCUGUAAUUGAUUGGCCGUAUGUCCAUAGUGUACCCCACCCUUUGCCCUGAGUUUCCUGGGAUGGGCUGCACUGUAUAUAAACAGUAUAGAGAAUAAGUAAGGGGAAAUUAUGUUACAUCACUUGUAACUUGUAUGCUUAUUCUCAAGCUUAAAGGCCAAUGUUCAGUCAUGAUGGUCGAGACAAUAUCGCAAAUCUCUGUCUUAGACACUUUAUAGGAGAAAUAAUGAACCAUGUAUGGGUAACUUGCAUAACCUGUAUGGGAUGGCAAAGAAAUUAAAAAUAGCGUAUGCAUAAUUUGAGGCUGAAUAUGCGUAACUUUCCAACUUAGACUUGUCGCCCUACUCUGAAUACGGCCCUAUGUGCGCUUGUUUGUUAUAUUAUAUUAUAUUAUAUUAUAUUAUAUUAUAUUAUAUUAUAUUAUAUUAUAUUAUAUUAUAUUAUAUUAAAGUGUCACAUUAUUAUUCACAAACCUCUA